ACUACUGCGCCGGUCUACUGCGCAUAACACUAGACUGGGCCGACCGGAGGAGGGUGCAGCAACUAGCAAAACCUUGGUCCCUACAAUUGUCUCAGUAUAAAAGUCUUCCAACAUGCCUGGAGUGGAUAAACUUCUCCUGGAAGAAGCCCUAGAAGACGCUCCGGUGUGUUUGAGCAGGAUGUGGACAUUUUGAACCUGUACACUUCAGAGCUGCUGACGGCCUGUCGGAGGCUCGUCAACACACAGCAUAAUUUGGGGUCAGCGACACAGGAACUCUCCAAGCAAUUACUGCAGUAUGAAAAACUGCGGUUUCCCCUUGCUGGUGAGGACACCAUCAUCAAUUCUACAAUCCAGCAGUUUGCCAAGACUGUAGACGAGAUCAGCUCCUGGCAUGCUGUACUGGCCACCCAGCUGGUGGAUGGGCUCAUGUUCCCUCUCAAUAAGUUCAUGGAGAACGAUGUCACAGAGGCAAUCACAUUGCGAGAGAGUUUCAGACAAGCAAGUGAAGAACAUGAUGCUGCUAUUCUCAAAUAUAGCAGGCUGUCUAAGAAGAGAGAUAGUGAAAAGGCUAAACUGGAAAGGCAAGAGGCCAAUGAUGAGCUGCACAUGGCAAGGAGGAAGUUUCAUCAGCUAGCCAUGCAGUACUACGCAGCCCAGAACUCACUACAGUACAAAAGAAGAUGUGCCAUGUUGGAACCUUUUGUAGGCUACAUACAGGCACAGGUGAGUUUCUUCAGAAUGGGACAGGACAUCAUGAACCAACAGCUGGAAGAUUUCCUCAAGAACAUCUCCACCUCAGUGGGCAAUGUUAAGGCAGAGUUGUCUGAAGAAGCCCAGAGACAGGAGCUCCUGAUCAACACCAUCCUGGCAGAGGCCCAGGUAUCCAACAUCUACUCACCUGAACCUCUAACAACACAGGAGGAGCCAGACAAGGAGGCGAAAGAGAAGAGUGAAGGUGAGGAAGUGGAGAAGGCACAGCAGGCAGUGGAGGUGGUUAGAGCAGCCAACAAAACUCUCACCCAAAAGGCAGGGUACCUCAACAUAAGGAGUCGCCAUGGACUAAUGCACCAGUGGGACCGGAUGUACUUCUUCACACAGGGAGGGAACCUCAUGAGCCAGGCCAGGAACCAGUUUGCAGGCAGCCUAGUCAUGGAUCUGGACAACACAAUAGUAGAGCCUACAGAUGUGGAUGACAGGAGGUUUGUCUUCCAGAUCAAGUCUCCUGAGAAAAAAGGACCCAAAUAUGUGCUUCAAGCUGACAGUGAAGCAGAGCAGGAGGAGUGGGUUUCAACCCUACAUAACAUCUCACAGGGACUGUACCUCAAGGACAACCCACAGGAGGCCAUGAAACAGAUGCUGGGUGUUGACAAGUCCAUAGAAGUUGCUGAGGAGCAGGCCUUUACAGGCAUGGGGGACCUGGCAGAGUCCAGGGCACAGGAGGAGGAGGCUAAGGUGGAGGCUGCAGCAGCCGCAGCAGCAGCCGCUUCAGCUGCAGCCGCUGCUUCAGCCGCAGCUGCAAAGACUGAAGCACCUGCAGUCAAGACAAAGGAGACUAAGGAAAAGAAGGGAUUUGGGAUCAAUCUAAUGGGCAGAUCCAGGAAAACCAGUGGGAGCAGUAGCAGCAGUAGUGGGGGUGGUGGGGGAGGGGGAGGGAGUGGUGGUGGGGGGAAGGAUCCAUCCUCUGGACCUACCCCCUCCCCUCUGGACAUGAUUGCAGCCACUCCUAUACAGUUUGAGAUCAUCCCCAUGGGGGAAGAACACCAGGAUGAUCGGCCAAAAGAUGGACCUCCAAGGCAUGUCACGCCCUUUGUCAGAUUUGCCUCUGUGCCGUCGGGACCUGCUUUCACUAGGACAUUUGCAGCAAGAUUUUUGGGAUCCAUGGAAGUCGGUGCAGACAGAGGUUCUGAGCUGAUAUUUGCUGCCAUGCGUCAGAUCAUGGCAGCUCGUGCCAUACACAGUAUCUUCAGAACACAGGAGCUGCAAAUCAUCAUCAAUAAUGACUCACUCAGAUUGGUGGAGCAGGCCAACAAUGUAGUGAUGAUGGAGUUUGGUCUGGAAAACAUUUCUAUGUGUGCAGCACACAAAGAGAAUACAAGACUAUUUGGGUUCAUUGCAAGAGGCCCUAAAGUGGAAGGUGAAAGGUCAAAGUACACCUGCCAUGUAUUUGAAGCAAAUUCCCCAGGAACAGAGAUCUGCCAGGCAGUGGCUGAUGCUACACAGAAUGUACUGAAACAAAAGCAGGAGGAAGACUCUGCUGAAAAGCAAAAGGAAAUAGAAAAUAGCAUCCUGGAAAACAUGAUGGCCACCUCUGCAACCCCACCCUCCUCUCCCUCGAGUAGUUCCUCCCAGUUGACCAAUGGUACCGGUACCACCUCCACCAGCAGUCUCAUAAAGUUGGAUUGGGACCACCAUGAGUCGGAGGCAUAGCUAAGUCUUGAUGGGGCUUGUGGGCUGCCUCAUUCUGAAGAAUGUGCAUGCUGCAUUUUUUUCAAACUAUUGUUCUCGUCUUUUUAUGAUACUUACAAUCAUGAAUUUUAUCCAGAUUUACUAUUUAUCUAAAUAGGUAAUGCUAUAAAUGCUCAGUAACUGCUAGACUUUGGUACAAUGAUAUCGUGCAUAAAGAUGUGUGAUCUUUAAGCAGUUGACUGUAUUUCUUUGCUGGCCAUGGAGUUUAACCCAUAAGUUGCAUAGAGUUGUGACUGGGAGUGCUUGUUGCAGUACCAUCAUGUGUAUAUAGGGGGCAUAGUUGAACCAGUAGCAGGUAUGCAUUUGGUUGAUGCAGAGGAUAAUGUCCAGCAUGUAUUAUACAAAAAUGUUCUCAGAUAUAUGUUUGGUGAUAUGUGUUCUGCUGAUUUCUUUUAGAACAUCAAUGUAAAAGUAUAUGUGGGUUGUUACAUGGAUAGCACAUACAAUGUAUGGAGAUGGUCAGGUUGUAUUUUGAUGGAUGAAAAUCCAAUGUUUGCCUGUAGAUUCAAUAUCUAAAAGCCAUAAGAAAACUAGCAAGUAUAUGUGUAAGCAAGAGUCUUGGUGAAGAAAUAAGUUACAAAAUGUACAAAAAAUCUUAUGUCUGUGCAUAAGUUGUAAAUGUAAAGGCUUCUAUCAAUGGCUUAUCUUAGUUAACUACAUGUAAAUUCAACUUUUAUCAGAAAUUUAUCUCUGGUGUCUUACAGUAAUAGAGGGUUUCUACAUAUAGGAAAGAAAUUAAUAAAGUCAAGUUCAGAUAUAACGAAGGAAUAGUGUGGCAAUAAGGUAGUGUUUCGUCAGUUACACUGACAAAUAUUGUAUCAUGGUGAACUCAUGUACAAAUGUAUGAGGGAAUAAUGUCACUGUAUCAUAGCCAAGAAUAGAUCAUGUGAUGUACUCUACUGUGAAAUGGGAGGGUAUGAAAAUACUCUUAUUGAUAGCCAAUGAUAGGUCAAUAUGCCAGAAGGUGUGUGUGUGAGGGGGGCUUGCUACAGAAAAGUAUGGAGUAAUACUUUUGUCUUUAUAAUGUAUAAACUUGAUCCUCUAAUGAACUUGAACUCUUGAAGGAUUGUAUAUUGCAUUUGUCUUUGACACUACAUGUCUACUGUCUACAUGUUUGGAUAUGGUGUUUUGGAAGAAUUCCUUAUACCUUUGAAUGGAAAUAAGAUAAGGCUCUAUAGAAGUUGCCACCUUUAAGGUACAGUAUAGUAGAAGAGGUUUGUGGAUAAGACUGCAGAGCAGCGUGCGUGAUGAGGGAUCUGAAGAGUUUUAGACAACACUGGUAAGGGAACAGCUAUAGAAAGCAGUUCAAAGCAAGGCCAACUUUUUGUAUUAUAAUCAAUAUGAUGAGUGAAUAAUAUAUGAUGUCUGUGUAAGAGAAAGAUAAAGAGGAGUUUUGAUUUUGAUAAGAUUGCAUUGUACAGAGGUUUGUAAUGGGUUAUUGUAUUAAGCGAUUUGUUUGAAGUGGGUUUUAAUUUGGAAGAAGGUGGUGAGAGUUUCUUUACUACAUAGAAAUCUGGGCGCUGAACCUUUGUGAAAGGAAAACAAAAAUAUAUAAGAUUGGACAGAAAAUGA
Branchiostoma floridae (Florida lancelet) is the source of this 4038-nucleotide messenger RNA. RefSeq names its product DCC-interacting protein 13-alpha-like. Lineage: Eukaryota; Metazoa; Chordata; Leptocardii; Amphioxiformes; Branchiostomatidae. The record is from RefSeq and is a predicted model, not a curated record. Gene Ontology annotation, molecular function: protein binding. Gene Ontology annotation, biological process: signaling. Gene Ontology annotation, cellular component: endosome membrane; cytoplasm.